UGUCAAUUGCUUUUUGGAUUCAAAUUGGGAUAAUGCCUCAAAUUUGCGAAAACACCCAUGCAAAGGACUUGGAAAAAGAGAUCCUAGAUCUCGAGUCUCGCUUGCACAAUGCCAAAUCAAGUUUAGCAUCGGUCUCCGCCCCGCGGAGUAAAGAGAAGAAGACAUCCUGGUCGCAAUUUUCUAAUAACACACUCCAAUUGAGCUCUAUCCAUGCCCUACUUCUUCUGUCGGAUUCCGCCCUCCCAUUAGGUUCCUUUGCCUACUCCAGCGGCCUGGAAUCCUACCUCGCGCAUAAUAAACCCCUCCCCAAAUCGAUCACCCCAAUAGCAUCGUUCCACCGUUUCUUGAAACUAUCAAUUACAUCGAUCGCUAGCACCUCCAUACCCUACCUUCUGGCGGCUUAUCGACACCCGGAAACACUGGAAACGUUAGAUAACGAUUUGGAUGCGUCGACACCAUGUGUAGUUGCCCAGAGAGCGAGCGUUGCCCAAGGAAGAGCGCUGCUGGGGGUCUGGGAGCGAGCCUUUCGGGGCACAUACGCUUCCCCCAACCUUUACUUGUCAGGUGAUGACGGUGCUGCAACAGCAGCCAAGACCAUCGAAACCUUCUCGGACGCCCUCAAAUCCUGUUUUGACAAUGCAGACCAUUUAGGACCAAAAGGUCACUUUGCGCCACUGUGGGGUGUUGUAUGUCGGGCCAUGGGAGUGGAUCUGCACCAAGCGACCUAUAUUUUUAUGUUGAACCAUGCAAAGGCGGUUCUCAGCGCUGCUGUCCGCGCAUCGGUGAUGGGCCCUUACCAGGCCCAGAAUGUUCUUGCCAGCAAGUCUUUGCAGGAUAUGAUCGUGGCUCGAAUAGAUUGGGAGUGGGAGACCGCCGUAGAGGAUGCAGGCCAGGUGGUUCCCCCGCUUGACUUGUGGGUCGGGAGACAUGAGCUACUAUACAGCAGAAUAUUCAAUUCAUGACAUUGAGAAUGCGUUGACAAUUUCUUUUUAUUGGCCAAAGUAAUUAUGAUUGCGGCAUAACACCAUGAAUGUCGCUGCAUUUCUCAUCCUUUUCUCAUCCAGAGCUCCCUAGUUAAUCCUACAUCUAACAAUAGCAAAUGUGCACCAUUUAUCCCACCUAGGUGUCCUCGAACACUGACGUGGGUAUCCAAGAAAUCCCGACAGGAAAAAAA
This is a messenger RNA of Aspergillus wentii DTO 134E9, 1174 nucleotides long. Its product is annotated as urease accessory protein UreF. The record is from RefSeq and is a predicted model, not a curated record. The transcript is spliced from 2 exons. Gene Ontology annotation, molecular function: nickel cation binding. NCBI's taxonomy places the organism in Eukaryota, Fungi, Ascomycota, Eurotiomycetes, Eurotiales, Aspergillaceae. Bases 33 to 962 code for a protein of 309 amino acids.